Molecule: messenger RNA, 813 nt
Organism: Symbiodinium sp. CCMP2592
Lineage: Eukaryota; Dinophyceae; Suessiales; Symbiodiniaceae
Source: the annotation of a GenBank genome assembly
AUGACCGUGCAGCCAGUAAGGCUGGAGCGAGAACUGAAAAAUGAAUUGAAGAGCAAAGAAGAUGAGGAUGGUUGGUUUGUGCUUAAGGAUGGCACGCCUGCAAGGUUUGAUUGGUUCAUGGGGAAGACGUUUGACCCAACGGGUCAGUUCCCCAACAGACUCUAUGAGGGAGAAGGAGAUGAAGGAGAUUAUUUCCCUUAUAGGACAACCUUGCUGGGAAAGAUGAAAAGAAGUGGAGGAAGAGUGUUGAACGAAGUGGAUUGGAAGAGUAUGGAUUUCUUUGAGUGUAUGGAGAUCUGGAAGGAUCGCGAAAGAGUGCAACUUGGAGCGAGCCCUCAAGCAAGGUUCGAGGUGAUGGUCACCUUGUUGGAAAAGGGAUUGAAGGAACCGAGUGACUAUGGGUUACUCACGAAUUUGGAAGAGCUUGAAAGAGAACUGGCACAAGAAGGAGUGCCAAUGGAGGUCACAGGAACCUCCACAAGACUUCCAAGACUGGCGGUGGAAACAGACAAAAGAGUUGAAGAAGAAAAGAGAAGCGAACCUUCGCCACCGAGCGACCGUCAAGGAAGUUCAAGUUCUUCGAGUAAGAGUUCGUCGCUGUCUGGAGCAACGCCGGAAGCAAUGGAUGAUGAAAGCGAUGACGAUGAUGACGACCCAGGAGAAGUGAGAACAAAGAGAAAAGCUGAAGAGGAACUGGUGCCGGAUGAGAUGACACUAGAAGAAUUCCAGAGAGAGAUUGAGAAGAGAAGUGCAGAAGAAGAAGGCUUGGAGGAGAAGCAAGAGGAAGCGCGGCGCGAGUGGAGUAUCACAUAA